AUGUCCGCCCAGGUGCCCAUCCCAGUGUUUAAUUCCAUCGAAGACAUAUACCCCUCCGACUCGGCUGUCGUACGGGAACGGCAGCGCUGGACCUCCCUCAAAAACAAGUUUGGGGAAAAGUUUGGAGGCCAACCGGUCUACAUCGUCCGCGCCCCCGGGCGAGUCAACGUUCUGGGAGAGCAUAUCGACUACUCGCUUUUUCCAGUGCUACCCGCAGCUAUCGAGCAGGACAUCCUAUUUGCCAUCCGGCCGGCUCCAGUCGAUGAGGGAGAUGUCCCAAAAGUCAGAUUGGAAAACUCAGACACCAAAUAUUCGUACCCCGGCUGUACAUUCACCCUCACCCCUCCCUCUAAUUCCGAAAAGGGAAGAGAGAGCUGGGACGUGGGGCUCAAAGACGCCGAAGGAUGGGACAAGUAUGUGCGGGUCGCUUUGCUAGAGUGUCUCGAAGAGCUGUUCCCUGGAGGCAAGCGAGUCGACGAGGGAAAAGCGCCAGUGGGGCUAGAAGUCUUGAUCAGCGGAACCAUCCCUCCUGGCUCUGGUCUGAGUAGCUCUGCUGCAAUGGUUGUAGGCUCUGUCAUCAUGUUUCUGGUAGCCAACAAUCUCACCCAGGGGCGCACCAAGGCCGACGUGGUAUCGCUCGCCAUCAACAGCGAGCAUCGAAUGGGACUUCGAACCGGAGGAAUGGACCAGUCCGCUUCGGCUCUUGCUCUGCCUAACAACCUUCUUCACCUUUCAUUUCACCCUACCCUACUGCCCACCCCUCUGCCUUUGCCGGGAAGUUUGAGCCUGGUCAUCACAAACUCUUUGGCACCUCAUUCCUUGACCGACUCUGCGCCGGAAGAGUAUAAUCUCAGGGUCAUCGAGAUUUUGAUUGCCACGCGCCUACUUCUCAAUCGCUGGAAACUCUCCUCGAGCUUCAAUGAAGCCCCCAGACCGUGGCUGCGAGAGGUGCUGGGCGUCUGGUCGGGCGAAACGGACGGAGAGCAUAUGGGCUGGGAGAAAGAAAGGGAGGUCGUUGAAAAGGCCCUCGGAGACAUUGGAUGGUUACGGAAAGAUGGUGGCUGGAGUAGAGAGGAGGUCAUCGCUGUUUCUGGCUUGAAGGAAGAGGAUUUCCGCAAGAGCUACUUGGAGUACCUGGAGAUUCGAGCAGACGCCUUCCACCUAUACGAACGACUUCACCACACCUUCUCCGAGUCGCUUCGUGUCCACCGCUUUGUGUCUCUCUGCCAAUCUCUUGGCGCAUCCACCAAACCAUCCGAACCCUUAUCAAAGAGCUCUUUGUCUUUGCUGGGUGAGCUGUUCAACGACUCUCACUCUUCCAUGCGCGACACCUAUGACUGUACCCAUCCAUUCGUGGAUAAGCUCCAAGACCUGUGUCUUGAGGCUGGUGCGCUUGGGUCGAGGAUGACCGGAGGAGGGUGGGGAGGCAGCGUGGUCUCUCUGGUCAAGAGCGAGGAAGUGCCAGUGUUCCUCGAUACUGUCAGGAAAGGCUAUGAGAAGUAUAGGGAUUUGGAUGAUCAGGCGUGGGUAGAAGUUGGAUUUGCCACCAUGCCCGGGCAUGGCGCGGGUAUCUUCGUGGUAGGUGGCAGUGCUUGA
Messenger RNA from Cryptococcus wingfieldii CBS 7118, 1596 nucleotides. Its product is annotated as galactokinase. The transcript is spliced from 5 exons. The record is from RefSeq and is a predicted model, not a curated record. Gene Ontology annotation, molecular function: ATP binding; galactokinase activity. Gene Ontology annotation, biological process: carbohydrate phosphorylation; galactose metabolic process. Gene Ontology annotation, cellular component: cytoplasm; cytosol. NCBI's taxonomy places the organism in Eukaryota, Fungi, Basidiomycota, Tremellomycetes, Tremellales, Cryptococcaceae. The coding region runs from base 1 to 1596 and encodes 531 amino acids.